AAGAAUGUUUUUUUUGCGGAAAAGAGUUUUAUAGUAUAAAUAUUAUUGAGAGUAUAACUUUUUUUAUAUGAGGGCCCCCUAUAGCUGGUAGGCCCCCCGCAACGCAGGGUCCUGCGUCCAGUAGUUCCGCCACUGUCAGCAUGCUCGCCCUUAUACUGUCCCACUAACUAGAUGGUUUCAAAUUCAUAAAAUUGCUCUAACAGGUAUGGUCUUGAGGACUAUUACUAGGAGACAUGGGUUUUGCUUGUGUCUUAUAUGUUCAGUUGCUAAAAGAAAAGGAGCCAACACAAACCCACAUAUAGGAAGACCAGAGAAAGUUUUGUUUAAUUUAAGAGGACACAAAUGUACAACCCAGACGCGAGUAUCAAACUUACGUAUACUAACUUCUAAAGCUCCUGUAAUGAAGAACGUUGAUGAAAAAUUUGCAACAAAAGUUCUUCAAAAAAAAUUUGCCUCACAAAAUAAGAUUACCUUACCAACAUGCGGAACACCAUUGAUUAUUUCUAAAGGUCGUAUCCAUCGUGUUAAUCCUGUGUGGACACAUAAUGAUAUGAAAAAUCUGAAAAUUCACAGACAAUUCACUGGAAGAGAUAUUAGCAACAUUGCUAAAUGCAUACGGGUAAAACACGGUCGAAAAUCUGUCGAAUCAAAUCUUACUAAACAUUUACAAGAGUCAAAUAAAUGUUUACAAGAAUUCUUUGAAACAGUCGAUCUUGAUUCCCAAGAAAAAUCUUUUAGACCCUCCAUUUUUGUAAAAAAUAUUUCGGAACUUCUAUGAAAAUCAUUGAGAAAAUGAAGAUUCAACCUCACGAUGCUUUGGUUAAAGUGUUUGCUGAUGAUGGAGGUGGUAGUUAUAAGAUAGGUCUCGGCGUCAUAAACAUUUCAAACUAUAAAAAAGAUAUGCGUCUUAAAAAAAACCUUUACUCACAGAUACAAGUAGGUAUAAUGCAAUUGAUUUUUCAAACCUAUUAUUUAUAAUAUUAUACUAUAAUUUGCAUUUAACUCAAAAAGUUAGUAUACAUUUUGCUUAAAUGACAGGGUAUUAAUCUGCUGACUUAAAGUUGCUUAACAUAAUUCUGGGACUACAAAGCCACAGUAAAUAAAAUUUUCAAUUUAAACAUUUAUUAUAUUGCAAUAAUACCCAAAAUUAGCAUGAUGUACACACCAUGCUAAUUUUGGGCUCACAUAUUAGGUGCAAAACACCCCAGUUGUUUUUGCAAUAAGAGUUCUGACAUGGAAGAUUUCUUAUUUGUAUCUGGAGAAGUUAGAACUCUAGAUGAUUAACCAGGAUUCUAGACAUUUGCAGCUUUCCAGAAUUACACAUUUUUACUGUAAAUGUUUUUAAAACUUUCUUAAAAUAUCUAUAAUAAAAACUAUUUAAA
This is a messenger RNA of Hydra vulgaris (swiftwater hydra), 1382 nucleotides long. RefSeq lists its product as uncharacterized. NCBI's taxonomy places the organism in Eukaryota, Metazoa, Cnidaria, Hydrozoa, Anthoathecata, Hydridae. The record is from RefSeq and is a predicted model, not a curated record.